CCUGCUCUGCUUGGGAGAGGAUGUUUUCCUCAUCUGAGAGAACUGAUAUAAGUUGUGGGCUAUUGUAAACAAACUUUGGAUUCUAAUCAGUAUUACCUCUUUGAGUUGUUCAGUUUCCUCCCAUUGCUUCUUUUCUUCACUUUGCAUCCUAUAGCAUUUAGUAUCAAUGGCAUUUUAUAACAUUGUCAUCUUCUCUUUGAUUGUAGGUGUGUUACUAUCGCUAUAUGAGAUUUUAUCCUUCAGGCAGAUUCCUUUAUAAGAAUUCAUCACAAAAAGUCAAAGAUGUCGCGAAGUACCUGAACUUCCGUGCCUCAAAAGCUGAUUGUGUUUUUAAGGGGAAUUACACACUAUCAGAGGAUAAAGUUGAAGCUGCUCUUUUGUACCCUGGAACGCGUCCAACUGUGUUGAGGUUCCGCUUAAGGUUGAGGGGUACAACCCAAGGUGCUAAUAACAGAAUGGAUCUACUUGCUCUUCUUACAAGUGGCGUGAAUGAUAAUGAGGUUAAUUGCCCGGAUGAAGACAUUCUUGGGGUUGUCGAGAGGUGGGAAGAGGAUGAAACACAUAACCCAGAUGUUCCAGCAAUUUCACACAAGAGGGGUCUAACACCUUUUGUCUUUGUUUCAUUUGAGGAGGUGGAAACUUCAGUUCUAAAUCUCCCAGUGGAAAAAAUGGAUUAUUAUGUUCCUGGUUAAGAACUGGAUCAAACAGACAAUCCAUUGGUUGUAAAUAUGUAAUAUUGUUGUUUGCAACUCUUUUAUUUUUGGCAUCUUAGAAUC
Solanum stenotomum is the source of this 776-nucleotide messenger RNA. RefSeq names its product F-box protein 7-like. The coding region runs from base 225 to 692 and encodes 155 amino acids. The transcript has 5 exons. NCBI's taxonomy places the organism in Eukaryota, Viridiplantae, Streptophyta, Magnoliopsida, Solanales, Solanaceae. The record is from RefSeq and is a predicted model, not a curated record.